Molecule: messenger RNA, 1296 nt
Organism: Sorghum bicolor (sorghum)
Lineage: Eukaryota; Viridiplantae; Streptophyta; Magnoliopsida; Poales; Poaceae
Product: pentatricopeptide repeat-containing protein At2g17033
Exons: 2
Coding region: 1-1296 (431 amino acids)
Molecular function (GO): protein binding
Source: RefSeq, a predicted model, not a curated record
AUGUCGGAGCUGGAACGCACGGUGACGGCGGGCGCGGCCGAGCGCGUCAUCCGCAGCUACGUCGGCACCAAGUCGGAGCGCGCCGCGCUCGCCGCGCUCUCCAGGCUCCUCAUGGACUCCGACCCCCUCGCCAUCCCGUUCUAUGAGGCAGUCACACAGGCCCGGUGGUUCAAAUGGAGCUCAAUCCAUGCUGCUGCAGUUGCCGCGUUGCUUGAAGGCAAUGGAAGCACCGGAGAAUCAAGGACCCUUAUCUCUGACUCCAUCUCGCAGCAUCUCCAGUCCACCAAUGAGGUAGCUCUCUUCUACUGCGACCUCAUGGCGGCUUUCUCCUCUCGCGGGCUGAAGGACCGGGCAAUGGAUUUCUACACAGAGCUACGGUCCAUGCCACUCUCUGGGCGCAAGACCUACAUGGCCAUGAUAAAGUCCUUGUGCCUGAUGGGUCUGCCCUCAGAGGCUGAGAAAACACUUAGGGAGAUGGUUUCUCUGGGGUACCAGCCUGAGGCAUUCCAGUUUGGGUCAGUCGCGAAAUGCUAUGGGAAGUCUGGCUCCCUGGUUGACAUGGAGAGGGUUAUUACGUCCAUGGCUGAUGCCGGCAUCCGCUUCGGCACUGGUGCAGCAGACACUGUGCUUUCAUGCUACAGCUCCUGCCGUGAUCACUCCAAGAUGCUGGCAUGGUUAAAGAAGAUGCGGAAAUUGCGUAUCGCGCCAACUACGAAAGGCUACAACUUUGUGCUGAACUCAUGUUCCUCACUCGCUUCGGUGGUUCAAGAGCUUGAUCCUUCACUUCCACUGUCAACGACUGGGUUGGUCAAGAGGCUCAGGUCUAUAUCUACACCGGCAGCAGAAGUCGAGCUGGUGCAAGAACUCCUGGCCUCCUCGUCGGUGCUUGACAAGGCGAUGGAGUGGUCAGAAACAGAGGUGAAGCUGAAUCUGCACGGAUUCAGUACAGUUUCAGCCUAUGUACUGAUGCUGCAAUGGGUGGAUGCGGUAAAGGGUCGCGAAUUGCCAUUGGAGGUGUCAGUGGUGUGUGGCAUUGGAAAACAUAGUGAUGUCCGAGGUGAGCCUAAAGUGCGUGAACUGGCACAGGAGGUACUGAGCCGGAUGGGGAGCCCCCUACAGCUGUCUACAAGGAACAAAGGGCGGCUUGUGGCAAAGCGAGACAGGGUGAAGCAGUGGCUGGCCAGCUUUCCCGUGCCUGAGGAGGGAACAGAUCAAUGGCCUGAUGCAACAAGCCAACAACCGUAUGUAUUUACACUUUUCAGAAAACUUGGACAAUUUUUUUCCAACCUGGUCUAG